UUUUCAAAUGAUUUUUGUUGAAUUUCUUCUUAGAAUUUGGGGUAUAGUUAACCUAAAUUUAAAAAUGAUGAAUGAAUGUUGAAAAGUUUUAAAUUUCAAUUUAGGUAUUGUUUCUUAUUUAUAAUAAGGCUUCUUCUAUUUAAAACAAGAGCUUAAUAAUAGUCGACGAAGAAAUGGCUUCAACAACUGAAAUGAGUGAAGCUGAUCAAAUUAAAACGUUUAAGGACUUUCUCGUUCAGUAUAACAAGUUAUCGGAGUUAUGCUUUAAUGACUGUGUUCAUGAUUUUACUUCAAGAACUCUUAGAACUACUGAGGAAAAGUGCACCCUGAACUGCAUGGAGAAGUAUUUAAGGACAAAUCAAAGGGUAUCACAGAGAUUCCAUGAAUUCCAAAUGAUAGCUAAUGAAAAUAUGCUUGCACUUGCUCAAAAAUCUGGAAAUGCAAGUUAGGUUAGUCUAUAAUUUAUUAUAUUAGUUGUUUGCAUUUGUAAUUAAUGAAUAUAGGUUAUUGAAUAUAUUAUAUAACACCUA
Molecule: messenger RNA, 530 nt
Organism: Leptidea sinapis
Lineage: Eukaryota; Metazoa; Arthropoda; Insecta; Lepidoptera; Pieridae
Gene: Tim9a
Product: mitochondrial import inner membrane translocase subunit Tim9-like
Exons: 3
Coding region: 174-449 (91 amino acids)
Source: RefSeq, a predicted model, not a curated record